UGGGGAGGCCAAACUGGUCCUUUUUCUUUUUUCCUCCUGCUCUGCUUUGCUUUGCUUGCUUGGUCUACUUCCCCAACUCCCCCCGAAAAAACAAUCCCAAGCGGCACCCACACGGCCAUGGCCGCCUGCCCCUCCUCCCCUCCCACCCCAAACCCUAGGUAGCACUAGCAGCAGCGCUCUCCCUGCCUCGACGGUCCCUCGAGCUCCUGCCCCGCGCCGAUCUGAGCCCCCGCCGCUAGGUCUCUCGGGAGGGGAAAGCGCGUCUUUUUGGCCUUUGUCUUUGCGGCUCUGCUCGGUGGGAACUCCCGAGCUUCGGCGGAGCAUUUCCUGGGGCGGGCGGGGAUGGAGCCGCGGGUUGGGAACAAGUUUCGGCUGGGCCGCAAGAUCGGCAGCGGCUCCUUCGGGGAGAUCUAUCUCGGGACUAAUAUCCAGACCAACGAGGAGGUCGCGAUUAAGCUGGAAAAUGUGAAGACAAAACAUCCUCAGCUGCUCUACGAAUCGAAGAUCUACAGGAUUUUGCAAGGAGGAACUGGAAUCCCAAAUGUCAGGUGGUUUGGUGUAGAAGGAGACUACAAUGUCUUAGUCAUGGAUUUGCUGGGGCCAAGUCUGGAGGAUCUAUUUAAUUUUUGCAGCAGAAAAUUAUCUCUCAAGACUGUACUUAUGCUUGCCGAUCAGAUGAUAAAUCGAGUGGAAUUCGUCCACUCCAAGUCAUUUCUGCAUCGAGACAUUAAGCCAGAUAAUUUUCUCAUGGGUCUUGGCAGGCGGGCUAAUCAGGUCUAUGUUAUAGAUUUUGGUCUUGCCAAAAAGUAUAGGGAUACCUCGACUCAUCAGCACAUCCCAUACAGAGAGAACAAAAACUUGACUGGGACAGCAAGAUAUGCAAGCGUGAACACUCAUCUUGGCAUUGAACAAAGUCGAAGAGAUGACUUGGAAUCUCUUGGAUAUGUACUUAUGUACUUCCUACGGGGAAGCCUUCCUUGGCAAGGUCUGAAAGCAGGAACGAAGAAGCAAAAGUAUGAGAAGAUCAGUGAGAAAAAAGUUGCAACAUCAAUUGAGGCUCUGUGUCGUGGGUAUCCUACUGAGUUCACAUCAUAUUUCCAUUAUUGCCGCUCGCUUCGGUUUGAUGACAAGCCUGAUUAUUCCUACCUUAAGCGACUGUUCCGUGACCUCUUUAUCCGCGAAGGUUUUCAGUUUGACUAUGUAUUUGACUGGACAAUACUGAAGUACCAGCAAUCUCAAAUUGCUAGUGCCCCGCCUCGUGUUGCAGGCCAUGGUGCAGGACCUUCUGGGUUGACACCACCUGUAUUGCAGAAUGAUAGUCAAUCUGGUGCUGUUGAAGGGAGGAUUAGUGGUUGGUCAGCAAUGGACCGACGUCGUGCCCCACCCCCCAUUGCAAGCGUGGGGACUUCAAAUAAGCAGAAAGCCCCUGUAGGAAAUGAUGCUCCUAUUUCUAAAGACCCUGCGAUAUCCGGCUCGAAUUUUUUGGGGCGGUCAAGUGGAUCGUCAAGGAGAGCUGCUGUUUCAAGUAGCCGGGAUGCUGUGGCAAGUGACACUUUUGAGCCUUCACGAUCACGCACGACUGAUGCAAGCCCUGGUGCAUUCCGUAGAACCUCAGGUGCUCAGAGAAGCCCACCGGUUGAUUCUGCAGAACCACAGCGUUCCUCUUCGGCUCGGCAUUCAUCUAACCCGAAGAACUACGAGUCUGCCCUCAAAGGUAUUGAAGGUCUUAAUUUCGAUGGCGAUGAGAGGGCUCAGUACUAGUAGCACUGAGAAAACGAUUCUACUUCUACGUGUGCUGUGUAUAAAUUAUAAUCUGAAGAUAAGCACAGCAUUUCCUGUUGAGUUUUGGAUCACAGGAGAUGUUACGAGGAGGAUGUGAAGUGCUAUUGCCAGAUGAUGGUGGUGGUCUUCUGGACACGGUAAAUAAGUGGUCAGCCCGAGGCACAAGGAAUGUAGCUCUCAUAAUUUAAUGUGAUUGGGGUGGUUCUGUAAAUGUCUUUAAUCUUUAUAGUUUUUUAUGUGGCGCUUGUGAGUCUGUUGUAUUAUUUCUAUUCCUUCCGGUGCACCUUGUCCAGUUGCCAUUGUCUUGGCACAGCCAAGUGCAGCUUGUAGGACUUUGUCUUUGGAAACUGGAACUUGACCAUGUAGAAUUUUUUCGAACAAAUUUGGCUGGUAACGUUUCCUGACUAUUAAUGUGCCUUCAAGGAA
This is a messenger RNA of Aegilops tauschii subsp. strangulata, 2208 nucleotides long. Its product is annotated as casein kinase 1-like protein 2. Gene Ontology annotation, biological process: protein phosphorylation. Lineage: Eukaryota; Viridiplantae; Streptophyta; Magnoliopsida; Poales; Poaceae. Gene Ontology annotation, molecular function: ATP binding; protein kinase activity. The record is from RefSeq and is a predicted model, not a curated record.